AUGAAAUCUAUAUUCACUUUCCUUUUAGUUUUUUUGCUCAUCUCUGUUACUCUCUCCUUUGCAACUCGACCCGAACCCACUGUAUCAUCCAAACCAAACUCCAACAAUAACAAGAAAGCUGGUGGAAAUGAUGGUGGAUUCUUUGGACCCGGAGGCGGCUUCAACAUACCCGGGUUUGGAAAUGGAUGGGGAAAUGGAGUUGGUGGAGGGUAUGGAGCCGGUUAUGGGGGUCCGAAUGGAGGGUACUCUAAAGGUGGCAUCAUAAGGUCUUCUGUGGUGUGCAAAGAAAAGGGGCCGUGUUAUAAGAAGAAAUUGACAUGUCCGGCUAAGUGUUUCAGCUCUUACCACCGAUCAGGCAAGGGCUACGGCAGCGGUGGAGGUGGCGGUGGGUGCACCAUUGAUUGCAAGAAGAAAUGCACUGCUUAUUGUUGA
Molecule: messenger RNA, 432 nt
Organism: Fraxinus pennsylvanica
Lineage: Eukaryota; Viridiplantae; Streptophyta; Magnoliopsida; Lamiales; Oleaceae
Source: the annotation of a GenBank genome assembly